This is a messenger RNA of Hermetia illucens (black soldier fly), 1857 nucleotides long. RefSeq lists its product as uncharacterized. The transcript is spliced from 9 exons. Bases 404 to 1696 code for a protein of 430 amino acids. The record is from RefSeq and is a predicted model, not a curated record. Lineage: Eukaryota; Metazoa; Arthropoda; Insecta; Diptera; Stratiomyidae.
CAUUUCGGAUCAGUGUCGCGUCAUUUUCCUCGCUGAAAACAUAUCAUUCACAGAUAUUUUGCGCCAACGGUUGAACAAGUAUUUUCAGUGGUGACUAUAAUAAAAUUGUGUGUACUAUUAGUGGCGUGAAUUUUUCCGAAAUUUUCCUGUGCAUCCACUCACGGCGCAGACUUGAAAUGCUUUUCUAUUAAUUUGUAUACUUUCGGUUGCCAGCGGCCAUAUGAAAAGAAGAAAUUGCAUCCAGGCCGCGGAUCUCAAUUCAAAUUAUCAUUAGAACUCCAUUUGAAGCAUCAAAUGAUUGCGGAAAAUACUAAAAAUUCCAGGAAAAAUAAAGCAGCUCAUUGGAAACGUGGAAAUUACUUGAAAAGUUCCUAACGGGAAUAGCAGAUUUAAAGGCGGAACAAUGAAUUUAAUGUUCCGUAAGAAUUUCCACGAAGGAAGGACAUCAGGCGGUCACGGUGGUCUCAAGCUGGGCAACAAACCGAACCGCUCGCAGCAGGCAAAGAGAUCCAGGGACAUGGCGUACCAAUACGCCGAGGAAGUACACUACAGGACACAUAUUUUUUUCGCUCCAAAUCGGUCUGGAAACCAAAUCGAGCAAGAAGUUGUCAAUGUCAUCAGUAAAACAUUUACAGAGCGUUGUGGCCCUGUAGCGGGUGCUGCCAUCUCCUCCUAUCCAUUGCCAUCUUCCUGUGAUGUGGAUGCACCCCAACCCUUAGUCGAUCGUAGACCAUCUGUGCCAUUAAUGAAAUGGAACGCUAGCAAAAGGAAUGAUGCGCCUACGCCUAUAGCUGCCAGGCAAGUAAGCUUCGGAGGAACGGGCACUACAAGAGCAGAACCUAUAUCGUUGGCGACCCUAGACCGUGACUGCUUUAUAAUACCGGUUCAUAGCAUCGAGAGAUUUCUUCCUUUAGGGAUACCGAUACCACCCCCUGCUGCAGAUGGAACACCUGGUAGUCCACUCAGUGUUCUGGAGGUGUCGGAUCCAAAAGUAUGUAUACUGGUACAUCUUAUGAGCCCUCUAGAACCAAUUGAUCCUGUACUGGAAUCGCCGCUGGCUCAUCCUUUGGUGAAACAAAGGGCAAUAGCGGCAGAACUUGUCAAUGAAGUGCAGCAAGCCAAUACUGCGGUGGGUGGGAUGCUAUUGGCCAACAUGGAAAGAAAUUCGGAUUUCCCAUUCAUCGCUUACUAUAUAAUCAAUACAAUGCAGACGGAUCCAACUAGCUUCUAUUCAGGAAUAAGGGUAGCAUCUUUAUCGAAGUUUGAACCGAGAAAUCUAAGAUAUACUGCAGCGCACACACUAGAUAUGUACUGCGAGGUAGCAUCAAUAUGUCGUCCUCCUCUUGUUCUAGCUCCCACGGAAUCGGGUAGCUUCAAGAAAAUGCAAACGCCUACAACCGGAUACAUAAUAAGCGUAUACAAGGUCUUCGAAGGAGAUGAUCGGGAGCGUUUCGAAAAGAAUUGGCUUUAUUGGACAGGCGCCAGAAUGCUAUAUAGGUAUCUCCCCAGAAAGGCAGGUUUACGUCGCAUUGCACUGCAUAAGAGUGUCUCGCAGCGUGGAGACAAGAUGUAUCUGUUAGUAUGUGAAUGUGCCGAUCUUCUCAAGGAUAUUUCUUGUGCGGCUUUCCUAAUUCCCGCUCUGCGAGCGCGACUAUGCGGCUACACUGGACUCUAUCGGCCUAUUCAAGUUUUCUAAUUAGCACUCCUGCGAGGACCAGAUUCGCAUGAUUCGAUUCUAAUUUUACUUUGGUUUUAGCUUGUUAUGUUGAAAAAACGGAUUAUAAUGCGAUUUAAGUUAAGAUGAAUUGAAAGUAAUAUCGAUAGCAAUAAUAGUCUCUGUGAAAGCAUCGAAAGUCA